Neogale vison (American mink) is the source of this 450-nucleotide messenger RNA. RefSeq names its product 60S ribosomal protein L32-like. Bases 1 to 450 code for a protein of 149 amino acids. The transcript is spliced from 3 exons. The record is from RefSeq and is a predicted model, not a curated record. Gene Ontology annotation, biological process: translation. Gene Ontology annotation, molecular function: structural constituent of ribosome. NCBI's taxonomy places the organism in Eukaryota, Metazoa, Chordata, Mammalia, Carnivora, Mustelidae. Gene Ontology annotation, cellular component: cytosolic large ribosomal subunit; ribosome.
AUGACGCUGAGGAAGGCGUCACGACCGAAUGUCAAAAAGAAGCGCAACUGGCAGAGACCCAGAGGCAUUGAGAGCGUGGUGCGCGGGAGAUUCAAGGGCCAGAGCUCUAUGCCCUACAUUGGUUUUGGGACCAAGAAGAAAACAAAGUACAAGCUGCCCAGUGGCAUCUGGAAGUUCCUAGUGCACAAGGUCAAGGACUGGAGUGCGGCUGAUAUGCAACAGAUCUCCCUGUGCAGUGACUGCUCACGAGGUCUCCUCCAAGAACUGCAGAGCCGUGGAAAGAGCAGCCUGGAGACCAUCAGCGUCACCGACGCAGCGCCACACUGCGCAAGGACAGGUCGACAUGAUGACAAAUCACAGGCAGAUGCUGAGGAUGACACACGUGGUCACAUGUCCAAGCGAUCAGCAGUGGAGGGUGCAGGAUCUGGGGAAACACACUCAGCGAUGUGA